AUAAUGGUCCUCCAAUCCAACCCUCGAAACAGCGAUCUUGUACAGCUCUAAGCUCCUUGCUCAUUCUCAAGGCUGGAAUGGCAGCAAAACCUCUCUAAACUCUGUAGCCAUGUCGACGACGACAAUUCCCAUCCUCUCUUAUCCAAAUUCCUCUGUUCUCAAUCUCAAAACUCGUUUGCUUUCUCGUAUCGGCAUUCGUCCUAGCUACCCAACCCUCCAAUUUCGCUCUUCUCCAACUAAAACCCAAUCUUCUAUCAAACCCACAUUCAGUGGCAAUUUUCAGGGGUUUAAUGGGAAAAGACUCUCGUUUGAAAGAAGGUUCAGGGUGUGUGUGGGUUCGAAGGAUGAUGGUAUUGAUGAAGCUGAGAAAGAGGCUAGAGGGGAGAGUACUAUGCCCGAGCGGUUUAGAUACUUGACCAAAGAAGCUCCUGACCCUCCUGUGAGGUGGCCUUGGUUUGUCGCGGUGGCUUUCUUACUCUAUGCAUGGAGGGCAGUUUUAUUUGAGUUAAAUAACUGGAGGAAGGCUGCAUUUGCCAUUGUUGGUUUUGUGGGAUACCUCAUGAAACUUUUUCUGGCCCUUUUCUUCCAUUUCUUAGGUGAUCCCAUCACUUCACUAAUCCGAUGCAUUGAGACCAUACUUUAUAGCAUACGAGCUUUCUACUCUGGCAUCGUCGCAUAUGCUCCAGUUCCAGAGCUAACCACAAUUAUCAUGUUGGCAUCAGCUAUACUUGCCAUUGCAGAAGCCACAGUUCCGAAUUCUGUAAACAGCCAACCAUAUCUCCUCACCAUAUCUGGCUUAAUUGGGUAUGCUGCUGUGAAAGGUUUCAUAUCCGAGCCUUUCUUCUGGACCCUUUUAGUGGGAUUAUACGGUUUUUCACAUUUUGUCAAAAAGAGAGAUCAUGUUUCAUCUGCAUUGCCUGCUGCAGCUGUACUGAUUAGUGUUGGAGAACCAUGGGUUAGAGUUUUGGUGAUGGCUUCGUAUUUAGCCUUAGCUAUUUCUCACCAUUCAAAGACGCAUUCAGAAGGAAAGGAUGAAGUAGCAGUGACAGAUAGGAAGCCUCCACUGCCAUUGUUGGGUGUUGCUUUAGCAAUUGGAAUACGGGUUGCUGCUAAAUGGGCUGGAUACCGGCAUUUGACAUGGAUGAUAGCUUAAGCACCAAGAAAAUCCAUAUCUGCCUUGCUAUAAUGAGGUCUACAUUGGGAUGCCCCUGUUCAAUCUGACCUUCAGUUAUUGUCACAAAGCAUUAGAAGUAAUCUCCUUUCGACUUCAAUUCUUUCUUAUAAGCUAGAUGCCAAUAUUUUACCAAUUUUGGGAGUUCAAAGUCACCUAGUUCUCAUAGUUUGUCAACUAAAAAUUGUAUGUUGGCAUUGUGCCAGAUCCAAAUUUUACAGUAAUCUCAACAAGCAGUGGUUUGCCAAGAGUCCCACUGGUUUUUGUUUUUGUUUUCGUUUUCUAUUUUUUAAUUUGUUUCUGGCACAAUGUGAUAUGAUUCUUCAUAAUUCGUCGAGUUUCCUGAGGACCAAGGCGUCAAACUGUUGAGGGUUGAAGAAAAAAUAAAUUUUUGGGAGGGGAAAUGUUAAAUUACUAAUACCCUCGAACUAGUAAUAAUUAACCCAAAAAAAAAAAAAAAAAAAAGUUACAUCCAUCAUAUAUACUUAAAUCCAUGUAACCUUUCCCUUUUUCGUUUUUAUUUUUAUUUAUUUUUUUUAUCUUUUCAAUUUUUAAUCUGUGAUUAAAGAUAAUGCGUUCCAUAAGGGAAAUAAAAAUUAUUUUUAGCAGAAAAAGAAAAAGGAAAACAAUUUAUAAAAUGAGAUCUGAAUGGUGAUCUUGGGGCUGACGUGGCAAAGUAUACUGAACGAACCGCAUAACAAGCACCGGAUGUAACCUAAUCGAGAGGGCAAAGCUCUAGGGUUUAGGGCUUUAUUCGUUCUAUAUAAACAAGCUCAAAGCCUCACACAGCCUCAACGCAUAUGUCUGCGAGAGAUGCUCGACUUCUAGGUUAGGGUUUGAAGCAAUUUGGAUGCUAAUUUCAUGAGAGGAACUUGUGGUUUCAGUUUUCCUUAUUGCCAUGUUAUAGUCUUGCUGGCGGUUAGUGUUUUUCUGCACGAUGCACAAAGGGCUUCUCUGAGGAUCCCUGUGACGCCGUAAGCCCCAAUUGCUCGUGCUAGAACUCCGCCGUUUAGUGUUGCAGGUUUAGCUUUGUUCACAUUCCACGGCUGAUCUGUGUCAAAACAACGGCUACAUUUCUUUUAUAUCGUUUAUGUUCAUGAUUAUAUAUUUAUCUGUGUGUGUUUUUUUUUUUUUCUUUUUUCUGUUUUUUAUUUGCCUCACUACACCUUUAGCUUGUUUUUGAUAUCAUUAGAUAAUUCAGUGAAAAACAAAGCUAGUCAUCGAGGCGUAUAUCGAUGUCAAAUGGCGGGUUUUCACGUGGGGGUUGAACUAUUUCAAUGGUUUUGCCUCUAAAAGUAUCCGCUAUAAUGUCUAGUUGCUGAAAUUGAAUUUCUUUUGUUGUUUUUCUGUGUUUUAUAUUGGGCCAAAUAAUUUGGAAAUUAUCUUCUUCUUUUUUCUUUUUUUUGGUGCUGUGUUUAAUAUAUGUUUGUGCUUCCUUUAAUUCGAUGAUUAAAAGAAUCUGGUUCUCUUUAUGAUAUGAUUGGGUUAUAGUUUCUUUGAGAUUUAAUAUAUCUUUCAAUCUGUAGUAUUGUUGGCGAUGAUAUCAAACCCGCGCUUCUGAAGGUAAUCGAUGAAGCAAAAAUUUAAACAAUGGUUGAAUUUCUUGAUAUGAGCCAUCUUUUUUAAUGUUUUUUUUUUUUUAAAUUUUGUAUGCUAAUUUGUUUUAGGUUUUGGUAUAGUUAAUUGACUAGUUGGCAAGGAUGAUUAGUAUACAGCUUUAAAUGCCAGUUCUGCUUCAGAAAAUUCUUGAUUGAUAGAGCUGUUUCAUACGCUGAGCCUGCAAUUGAAGAAUUCUAGAAUUUAUGUUAUUAUGGUAACAAUGUUUUUUUUUUUUUAUCCUUUUAUCUUGUUGAGUUUGAUUUAUGUUUUUUUUUUCCUUGAUAUGAGCCAUCUUUUUUAUUGGGUUUUUUUGUUUUUAUUAAUUUUGUACGCUAAUUUGUUUUAGGUUUUGCUAUAGUUAAUUGACUAGUUGGCAAGGAUUAUUAGUAUACAGCUUUAAAUGCCAGUUCUGCUUCAGAAAAUUCUUGAUUGAUAGAGCUGUUUCAUAUGCUGAGCCUGCAAUUGAAGAAAUCUAGAAUUUAUGUUAUUAUGGUAACAAUGUUUUUUUUUUUUCCCUUUUAUCUUGUUGAGUUUGAUUUAUGUUUUUUUUUCCCCUUGAUAUGAGCCGUCUUUUUUAUUGGUUUUUUUGUUUUUUUGUUUUUAUUAAUUUUGUAUGCUAAUUUGUUCUAGGUUUUGUUAUAGUUAAUUGACUAGUUGGCAAGGAUGAUUAGUAUACAGCUUUAAAUGCCAGUUCUGCUUCAGAAAAUUCUUGAUUGAUAGAGCUGUUUCAUACGCUGAGCCUGCAAUUGAAGAAUUCUAGAAUUUAUGUUAUUAUGGUAACAAUGUUUUUUUUUUUCCUUUUAUCUUGUUGGGUUUGAUUUAUAUCGUUAUCUUAUUGUCCCCUGUUUCGUUUGCAUAUAUAUAGUCUGUUUCUUAUGAUGUUUAAAGUAAGUAUGCGUCAAUGAUGAUGUAUCCAUGUUUGAGGUGUAGCGUGCUCCAAGCCCCUGUACAAGGGAGAACCUACUUGGGGUGCUACAUCUGUAUAUGAAAUUACUGGAUCUUUCUGAGGCAUCUGUUUUAUGGUGCAGCUAUGUUCAUGCCUUUUUUUCUUUUUUCUUUUUUUCCUUUUUUAGCUGUUAUUUGCUUAAUGAGAUGAGCUUUCUUGAGGUGUUUUGGAUCCAAGACCCUGUUUCACAGGGAGAACCUACUUGUCGAAGCUACAUUUCAUAUGAUGUUAGUGGAUUUUGACUGAAUUAUUCACCUGAUUUACAAUUUAUUUUCAUUGUUGUUUCUGUUUUAUCCUUGUCAUAUAAUUAUUUUUUGUAGUUGGUGAUUGGCCGUACUUUGAGCUUAAGAAGUGUUAAGUUGCCAAUGAUGUCACAAUCCAACUUGUUUGAGGUGUAGUGGUGCCAAGUCCCUGUUUUUAUAGGGAGAACCUACUUGAUGAAAGCUACAUAACUUUGACAGAAAAAUGUAGACUGAGGAACUUAGUUUCUUUGUUUCUGAACCAUCUAUUUGAGCAUAAUUUUUUUUAUCUUUUCUUAGACUGAUGUAAACUUGUCCACGAGUAUGGACUCGUUGUUUUUCCGUAUUUGCAUAUUAUUUUGAUUUUCAAAAUACGAGUUUAAACUAUACUCUAAUCCCAGAUAAAUGGGUUGGAGUCUGAUAAACUCGUACAUUGCGUGUUGUCAUCAGCUUCUUCUCUUGUUUAUUACGAGAAUGGAGUUAAAUAACAGCACUAAAUAAAACUUAUAAAAGCCCACCUCUAUGUUGUGCUGAUAACAAGUACAGCUUGGUUUCAUUUAUUUUUGACGUUUA
Molecule: messenger RNA, 4528 nt
Organism: Ziziphus jujuba (common jujube)
Lineage: Eukaryota; Viridiplantae; Streptophyta; Magnoliopsida; Rosales; Rhamnaceae
Exons: 2
Coding region: 110-1153 (347 amino acids)
Source: RefSeq, a predicted model, not a curated record